Messenger RNA from Sorghum bicolor (sorghum), 628 nucleotides. Its product is annotated as mitochondrial import inner membrane translocase subunit TIM10. The coding region runs from base 173 to 424 and encodes 83 amino acids. Gene Ontology annotation, biological process: protein insertion into mitochondrial inner membrane. The transcript is spliced from 6 exons. The record is from RefSeq and is a predicted model, not a curated record. NCBI's taxonomy places the organism in Eukaryota, Viridiplantae, Streptophyta, Magnoliopsida, Poales, Poaceae. Gene Ontology annotation, cellular component: mitochondrial inner membrane.
CAGGCCCACAUCGCAUUUCUUCUUCGCGCAAAAGCUCAUCGCGUCCGCUUCGAUCAGAACCCUAGCUGCUGUCGUCGUGCUGGCCGUUCCGCGAUCCGCCGGCGGCAUCCGUCAGCAGCGCCACCGAGCCCCUCUUCUCGCGUUGUUGCUGGUCAAUCAGUGAGCUGCAGCAAUGGCCGCGGGUGCUGCGCCGACCAAUUUGCAGAAGGAGCAGAUGUUUGGAUUGGCGGAGAAAGAGAUGGAGUAUAGGGUUGACCUUUUCAAUCGGCUUACACAUACAUGUUUUGACAAGUGCAUCGAGAAGAGGCACAAGGAUGCUGAGCUCAAUAUGGGAGAGAACAGCUGCAUUGACCGAUGUGUUUCUAAGUAUUGGCAGGUGACUAAUCUAGUUGGACAGCUUCUUGGAAAUCAGCCUAAAAUGUGAACUGAGAUGAAAUUUUGUUCGUGGUGUACUUCUACAAUUUUGGUUUUAGGGUUUGAUGGAUUACUAGUUAAACUAGUGAUACAUGAUAAAUUCAAGAGAGAAAUUAUCUCUCAAAUUAUUAGCAUUGUAUUGUUUGGACAUGAUGGAGAAACCUACUUGUGAGGCUUUGGUACAAAUUCUACAUGCACCUUUUGUUUCAGCUCA